Colletotrichum truncatum is the source of this 1671-nucleotide messenger RNA. Its product is annotated as amino acid permease. Gene Ontology annotation, biological process: amino acid transmembrane transport. Lineage: Eukaryota; Fungi; Ascomycota; Sordariomycetes; Glomerellales; Glomerellaceae. Gene Ontology annotation, molecular function: amino acid transmembrane transporter activity. The record is from RefSeq and is a predicted model, not a curated record. Gene Ontology annotation, cellular component: membrane.
AUGACAAACUCCAAUUCUUCUCCACUAGCAACCGAUGAUGUGAAGUUCACGGACAAACAACCCGAGAAUGGUAGUCUACAUCCGACGAACAGCGUUGUUGAAGGCCAUACACAUCAACUGCAUGAUGACCGAAACGGUCAAUUCCAUCGGUCCUUUACUCCACGUCAAGUCCAUAUCAUCUCUUUGGGAUCGAAUAUCGGAAGCGGCGUGUUCAUUGCGACGGGGAAAGCUUUGGCCACCGGUGGCCCGGGAAACAUGGUGAUAGCUUACUUUAUGGUGUGCAGCUGUGUCUGGGCCGUGCUUCAAUCACUCUCCGAGAUGACAAUUGCUUUCCCUGUGUCUGGAAACUACAUUGACUAUGCCGAUCGCUGGGUAGAUCCAGCACUGGCCUUUGGUGCUGGCUUCGCCGAAUGGCUUGGCUGGACUGCAAUCGUCGCCGCUGAAUCGGGAUUCUUCCACGUCCUGAUCCAGCUCUGGGCAAGAGACUCUUUCCCUUUGGCCGCAACCGUAUCACUAUUCCUCGCCGCUUGUUUUGUCAUCUUUAUGCUGCCGAACAAAAUUUUCGCCUGGUUUGAAUACUUGACAUCCUUGAUCAAAAUCUUUCUCUUCCUCAUCAUCAUUGUACUCUCGUUGGCUUUAGUAUUAGGAGCUGGGCCAACCGGCUAUGUCCAUCAUGGAGAAACAUGGACAGAGCUCCCUCCCUUUUUAAACGGGUUCACUGGCUUUGCAAACUGUGCCAUGCUUGCGACAUGGGCAGUGGGUGACCAAGUCUUUAUCGGUAUCAUGGGCGGUGAGGCAGAAAGUCCACGUUUCUCGAUGGCCCACGCGACAAAGCUCGUUCCUUUCCGAGUCAACUUCAUCUACAUGCUUAGCGUCGUCUUCAUCACUAUUUUGGUGCCCUCUAAUGACAGUAGACUUCUUGGCGGAAGUAGCGUUGCGGCUUCUCCCUUUGUCAUUGCCGUCGAUGAUGCCGGCAUCAAAGGAAUUUCCUCACUCCUUAACGCUGGCAUGAUGUGUGGCGUUCUUGCGAUUGCGGCCGAAGCGGUUUACCUGUCUUCGAGAAUUUUGAGAACAAUGGCCCAUCAAAGACUCAUCCCGGAGAGGCUCGCCAGGGUUGACAGCAAGGGACGACCAAGACUAGCACUUAUCAUUACGUGCGUCGUCGCCACCGUGCUCUCUUAUAUCCAAUUAGCAUCUGGUGGUUUGAAGGUCUUGAACUGGUUGAUCUCUAUCACCAGCGCCUCGUUUUUCACAAACUGGAUCAUCAUUUCAUUUACGAACUGGCGGUUCCAUUGCGCUUUGAAAGCACAAAAUGACCCGCUAUUCUCUCAAACCUACGCCUGGAAGUCAACGGCCUGGCCGCUCGCACCAUCGUGGCUGAUGCUCAUCUCACUCCUGCUUCUUGCUUCCUGUAUUGUGUGCGGAGUUGACCCAAUUGGAAGCUCUGACUUCAGUGUAGAGAACUUCUUCCAGUUUAUGAUUGGAUUUCUUGUCAUCUUUGCAUUCACGAUUGGGUACAAAGUCAUCUACCGAACUCCAUGGAGGGAUCCAAAGACCGCAGACUGUGUUACUGGCCGUCGGAACUUGAGUGUUGAGGAAAUUAAUCAACUAGACGACUACUACAAAUUGUCUACGUGGAGAAGAUUUCUCACGUAUGUACAGCUUUGGUAA